Acaulospora morrowiae is the source of this 366-nucleotide messenger RNA. The record is from the annotation of a GenBank genome assembly. Lineage: Eukaryota; Fungi; Glomeromycota; Glomeromycetes; Diversisporales; Acaulosporaceae.
AUGGAUUUCCAGGUCUUCGUUACUGGAAAAACGACGAUGAAGAAUGGAAGCCAUGCUAUCAUCCUUAGUCGACCAAGUCGACCAAGAUCUUAUCAUCUCCUCCCUUGGGGAGAAGAGGCAGAAGACGGGAAAGAUUUAGUUGAGAUGGCAGCGAAAGUAAGAUCAAUAACGAAUCACACAUACGUACAUGCGACAAUAGUCCAGACGAUGAACACGGAGCUUUUGUCCGCAACAACAAUGAAGAAAAAGAAAGGAAUGUCAAUCAAUAAGUACAUAAAUCCUUCCUUAGCCGGCUUCACGGCUCUACUGAAUCUGCAUCUUGUGCAUACUCCAGUGAUCGCCACUGAAACUUUGUUCGAAUUAUAA